Messenger RNA from Drosophila grimshawi, 585 nucleotides. RefSeq names its product putative proline-rich receptor-like protein kinase PERK6. The transcript has 2 exons. The coding region runs from base 74 to 367 and encodes 97 amino acids. The record is from RefSeq and is a predicted model, not a curated record. NCBI's taxonomy places the organism in Eukaryota, Metazoa, Arthropoda, Insecta, Diptera, Drosophilidae.
AAACAGCUGACAGCUAGUUGUAAACAGAUAAACAGCCAGAAAGUCGCAAGCGUUAAAUGCAUUAGUGAUAAAGAUGACGCCGCCGCCGCCGCUGCCACCAGCAGAUGCAACAAAGCCACAACAACAGCAGCCACCACCACCAAUGGGUCAAACCAUUGCACCCACUGGCGCCUUUCCAGGUUCACUCACACCCGGAUGGAAUGAUCCGCCGCCAAUCAGCAGCACGGACGGCACGAGCAACGCCAGCAAUCGACGUCCUCGUCUCGAUCUGCGCAAACGCGUCGCCCAUCCCAUGAACGGAAACGAAAACGGGAAUGGAAAUGAGGGCAAUCAAUCCCAAAACAGACAAUUGCCACCGCCACUCUGAUCUGGCAACGCUCUUCGUCGGAAUUAAAUGUAACUUGUGAUUCCCUGAGAAUUCUUUAACACCCCAACAAUAAUAGACACAUAGAUCGAAAACAAAAUGUAUUUUUAUAUAUAUAUACACACAUAUGUACAAUGGUCGAUAUAUACGGACUACGAAUUUGCAUAAGGGAUUCGAACAGAACAGAACAGAAACAAAUUAAAUCAAUUCCCCAUUUGAAA